AUGCUAGAAACUGAAGACGUGUUAAACCAGGAGCUGCUGGUGGAGAGCAACACCACUCUUUGCAAUCGCGCAGUUCCUGCAACCCAUCUUGUAGGAGACUCGUCGUCCUCGGUGGAGUUUUUCGUGGCUGUGGCCGUCUUGGCUUUCCUCUAUUCAAUGGUGGCUCUGCUGGUCUAUCUGGGCUACAUGCAUGUGUACAGAGACUCAGACUUCGGCCCUAUGUUUGAUUUUGUGCUGACAGCAGUCUUUGCGUUCCUGUGGCUGGUGUGCUCGUCUGCAUGGGCUCGAGGUCUGCAGAUGGUGAAGGAUGCCACCGGUACAGCUGGCAUUGAAUUCACUCUGGCGCUCUGUACGGACAGAGAUGUCAGAUGUGAAGUCACUGAUUACGCUAGCAUGCGCUCGCUCAAUAUAUCUGUGAUAUUUGGUUUCUUGAAUCUCAUCCUGUGGGUUGGGAACGCCUGGUUUGUGUAUAAGGAGACGCGCUGGCACUCUCAGAAGGUCAACGCUCAACAAGCGGCAGGACGGGGUCCAAAUCCAGCAGCCAUCUAAACAAUUACCCCACAGCAUAACAAUGCCCACCGUAGCCGUUAUGAAAAACACACAGUAACAGUUUAUGCUUUACGCAGUUUGUCUGUAAGAACAAUACUCAUAUGACUGCCGUGUUCAUUUGUGAGAUUUCUCUCUUCACCUUUUCUGUUUCUUGUGUACUUGAAGAAAAUAUCUUUUUUUACCUUGGUUAUAUUUUUAUUA
This is a messenger RNA of Sinocyclocheilus rhinocerous, 750 nucleotides long. Its product is annotated as synaptoporin-like. The coding region runs from base 1 to 549 and encodes 182 amino acids. Lineage: Eukaryota; Metazoa; Chordata; Actinopteri; Cypriniformes; Cyprinidae. The transcript has 4 exons. The record is from RefSeq and is a predicted model, not a curated record. Gene Ontology annotation, cellular component: synaptic vesicle; synaptic vesicle membrane.